Molecule: messenger RNA, 5561 nt
Organism: Gadus chalcogrammus (walleye pollock)
Lineage: Eukaryota; Metazoa; Chordata; Actinopteri; Gadiformes; Gadidae
Gene: apobec2b
Product: apolipoprotein B mRNA editing enzyme, catalytic polypeptide-like 2b
Exons: 3
Coding region: 119-946 (275 amino acids)
Biological process (GO): cytidine to uridine editing
Cellular component (GO): nucleus; cytoplasm
Molecular function (GO): RNA binding; cytidine deaminase activity
Source: RefSeq, a predicted model, not a curated record
UAGCAUCUAUUUUGGUCCGUCCACUCAUGUUAUCAGUCUUCUUUAGACAGACUCUAUUCCCCCCUCUCCCUGUCUUUCUCUCCCAGACUCAUAGUAGCCACUCAGGAACAGAGGCAGCAUGGCCGACAGGAACACAGGACGCUCCAGCGUCAAGAAGAAGGAGAAGACAACCAGCAAACCGCUAGAAGAGAAGGAGAAAGACAAGACCAAGGAGAAGGCUGUGAAGAAGUCACAGGAGAAACCGGCCAAGAAGACUGAGAAGAGCCCCAAACCGCCGGCCAAGGUGGAGGAAGGAGGGCUGGAGGACAAGGAGAAGGCUGGAGAUGGAGAGGCAGUCGGGGGAGCUGAGGCCAAAGACCCAGGAGACAAUGGCGACUUCCAGCCCAUUGAGCUGCCGCCGUUUGAGAUCGUCACCGGGCAGCAGAUGAGCCCGUUCUACUUCAGGUUCCAGUUCAGGAAUGUGGAGUACUCGUCGGGCCGGAACAAGACCCUGCUGUGCUUCCGGGUGGACGUGCCGGGGGCCGACGUGGACCCCCUCAUGGGCUACAUGGAGGACGAGCACGCCACCGCACACGCCGAGGAAGCCUUCUUCGAUCAGGUGCUCCCUAAAAAUAACGGCUCACAGGGCUACGACAUCACGUGGUACGUGUCGUCCAGCCCGUGCACGGCCUGCGUCGCCAAGGUGACGAGCGUGCUGCGCCAGCGGCAGACGGUGCGCCUCACCCUCCUAUGCUCCCGCCUCUUCCAGUGGGAGGAGCCCGAGACCUGCGAGGGCCUGAAGGCUCUGGCCGGCGCCGGCUGCAAGCUGAGGAUGAUGAAGCCCGCCGACUUCCAGCACGUGUGGGAGACGUACGUGGAGAGGGAGGAGGAGAGCUUCGCGCCGUGGGAGGACUGCCAGGACAACUACAACUACUACACUGAGAGGCUGGCCGGGAUCCUCAAGUAGGCGUCGCCCGCGCCAGCGAGCGUGGCAUCCCGUGUAUAUAGUAGACCGCCGCCACGACCUUGGGCCGGAGGUCAAUAAAUGCUUCCGGUGGAACGGUUUGAUACUUUGGUGUUGGUUUGUAGGUGUUUCAUUGCUGUUUUAUUGGUUGGUUAGUGCAGGGCCAAUUAGGCCUUACAGGGCCUAAAUUACAUUUUUCCCCGGUAAAGGGACAUGUUCCCUUGAAUGAUAUAAUUAGGGUAUAUGUCUGUACGAAGCGACAAUGCACCACACCACCUAGGCGGCUUUUCUGGGCUACUCCAACCAAAGGACAUAGGCUGGUUAUGUUGAAGCCAGUUUAAUGUAAGUUUAGCAGGUAAUGAACAUGGCAAGGGGGCUCCACUGCUAUGCAGGAGAUCUUCCCUAGUGUGCUUGGAGGCUCAGCCAGCCCCAGAAUCAGACUGGGCCAGGUGAGGCUACUUAAACCUGCCAUCAUCCACACACUCUCAUAAUGUAAUUAUGAUAACACUAGUAAGACAACAGAAAACAUCAAUGGUAAGUUGUCUAGGACCAAUAUAAACUUCUGACAUAUGCCUACAUCUUCAUACAGAUAAGGGAGAUGCUGGAUAGUCAGUUUGAUGUUAGAGGCAGAAGUAUGUAUGCUGCCAUCUGGUGUUUGCUCCAAUAAUUUCAUAUCAAACCAUCCUACAUCAGUAGGUUCCCAUUAAAACAUGUACAAUGCAACAAUAAACCAUAAACAUCAAUGAAAAAAUAAUAAUAAUUUGCAACUGUUUAACCAAGUCAGGUCAGAAGAAUGGUUCGAGUCAUCACGGUUCAACCAGGUCAAUAUUUAAAGGACUUUAGUCCACCAUUGGUCUCGGACGUCUCAGCUAGAGGGAGAAGCACAUGGAAACACAGAUACAAAUCGUUUACUACUGUGCCAAAAAUAAGUAUUUGCAGAUCAUUCAGAAAUGUAUUUAUAUUAUUGUGAUUGUACCUUCGACCUCAGAGAAACUUAAUGGAAGAGGUGUUGAUUCAUGGCAAACGGGGUCUAUGUCUGCUGCAUCUACAUGAAAAAUAAUUAAGAUCAACCACAUAAGGCAUGUGAACAAAGCAUGACUAAAGCACGGACACACAGUAAGUAACAACUCUUAUGUAUCCAAGCAGAGCAAAGCUGAUUUCUUCAAUCAGAUUUAAAUAGUGUCCUGUUAUUGGCCAACCAUUUUUUAUGUGUUUUUCAAACGGCGUGACCUGUUUGCGGGGUCAAGCUUUACCUUUAGUUAAAGCCGGCUUUUCUUCAUCACUGACGUACUCCGCCAGUGGACAAGGUGCAACUGUGUGGAGAACGGGAGGGGAUUUGGAAUUGAUUAAAAUGCAUGCAAAGAAAACCAAUCCACCAGCAUUAAAGCCCAAUUUCCAUGAAAACGUGGAGCACAACCAAAGAACAGUGUCAUUUCACAGCACAUGCAUGAAAGUCACACCUCAACAGUAACCCGAACACAUACCAUCACUAGCUUGCAGCUCCGCCCUGGUGAGAAAGAGGUUGACCUCUUCGGGUUUGUCUUCGCUCGUGACUGUGGGAAAACAGAAGUAAUGUGCUACCCUAUUAUGCUGAUGAGAACUGGCCCUUGUGUACAGCAAUUAUCAGGCCAGAGACAUGGUAAUUGAAUACAUGCAGUCUUCAUUUAGAUUGCUUGGUUCGAUAAUACUGAGAUCAUUUUGGGUCAUCUAUACAAAUCAAAUGCCAUGGCACCAAGAAUGUUGAAACAAAGAUGUAAGACCUGGUUUGCGUGUUAUUCUCAUCACAAUGCAUCCGAUGAAGACAGCGAUGAUGCCGAAGAACAGACAUCCAGAUAUGGAGAGCAGAACUCUUCUCUUAAGAACUACAAACAAGAUGGAGGAAAACCAUAAAUAUAUUGAUUACGGAUAUUAAUAAUAAUAAUAAUAAUAAUAUUAUAAAUAAUAUAAAAGGAAUAAGAUGGCAAAUACAAUUAAAUCCAUAACAUGUUGUCCAACCUGUCCCAACAGCUAUUUCUAACCAGAUCUUACUAAUCCUGAGCCUAUGAAGAACAAACACUGGGUCUGAGGUCACUCUAGCUACUAAGAGCUAUCAAAACUCCCGCUACUACUCACGGAGAUUGGUGGUCUUGAAGGGUUCACUUCGCUGGGAAUACAAAGGCCGUGAAGAGCGGUUGCCCAUGCAGCUGUAGUGGCUCUGGUUCACGUCUUUACUCAUGACCGGGUGUUUGGCGUUAAAAGACAACGGGGACUGCUCACUUCCUCCAAACCUUGAUGUUAUCAGCAUUUUCAAUUAGUUCAAGUCAAGUCAAUUCAAUUUUAUUUGUAUAGCCCUUAAUCACCAGGACAGCCUCAAAGGAUUUAACAGGCCAUAUACUUAUGACACCCCCCUGACCCUAGCCACCCAGAGGGCAAGAAAAAAUGGAACGCAGAGCGGGGGAUCCCUCCUUCCAGGGAUGAUCCGGAGUGCAAUGGGUGCCAUCAUUGACAUACUGUAAAUACAUACAUAUUUACAGGCAAAACAUUUUAAAUCGUCGAUGGGGUGCUGGCCAGUUAACCAUAAAGAGAGUCCAGGCAUCCAGUCGUUGCAUCGGAACGGCUGCGUGGGCACCGACACCAGGAUGAAUCGGGCCCGAACGGAUGAAUCCGGGAGGAGAUGAUGGAUGCGUGACAGAGUGGCACAGAGUACACACUUAAGAGUUCAGUACCUACCAUGUGUAGUUCCACGUGUCUUCGCUCCCGUGCACCUCGCAUUUCAGAUCCAGCCGAUCGGCGGAGAACACCUCAGACCACCCUGUUAGAAGGGUCACCGUGGCCCUGGGACGCACUGUCCGGAGGGAAACCAAUCGUCUAACGCUGGAGAUGUUGUUGCGUACAAAGAUGGCUCAUAAAAAAGAAAACGCACCAACCUUCAACGCUGAUGCUUAUUGUAUUACUGUCCUCUGUGGUAAAGGGUGGUUCCUGUCCUCUUGUUGCACGGCAUCGAUGCGCCCCGGCGUUGACAGAGGAGGCCGAUGGGAUGGUGUAGUUCUCCCCUUGAUUCGGGAGUUUCGCUGAGUCCUUGAACCAAUGGAACUCCCAUCCAGAUGAAGUGCUAACCUUACAGCUGAAUUUGAUUGAUUCCUUGGCAUACAUCUUCCGAUGCCCGGGAUCUUGUAUUAGCUCUGGUGUAGGUUUCUUAUCUGGAGGUAUGUAGGCAUAAUCAUAAUCAACUAUGUUCAGAUGUUGUGGCCAGAGGGAAAAACACCUAGUCUUUUGCCAUUGUUCAAUAGAUGGACAGAUCUGACAUUUCCCUUAUUAAUACAAUGACGUCAUUCUUUUCCCAUAGUCAUUUUCGGUUUCUGCAAUAAUAAAUAUCCUAAAACCUAAUAUUUGUUUGUUUUACGAUCAUAAUAAUGCAGUAUAACUACUAUAUUCCCAGACGCCCAAACAUACUUGCUCAACACAGGGUUCCUUCUUUAAGGUAGUAGUGGGUCUGUUGUCUUAAAGGGAUAAUUUAACAAAUUAAACAUUAGUUUAAUUAAUUGACAUCUCCAAUUAAUUUACUUGAAUUAAAUACAUAUUAACUGCCAAAUGACCCAACCACCUUAGUGUACAUCACCUGGAACCGCUGAGAUAAGAAAAGACUGAUGUGUCAUACAUUUCAUACGCAACGAAUAAUGACAUUUUGCAGGAUACUCACCAUAGACAGAUAAGGAGAGCGGCUUGCUGUGUUCAGACGUAACAGGUGCUCUGCCUUUGAGUUGUCCUGUACAGUUGUACUCUCCCUCAUGCUCCUGUCUAGCAGAGCUAAUCACAAGCUGGGAUCCGUCGGACCCAAAAGAGACACCUGGCACCGCCAUCUUUUGUCCUCCUCUGUACCAAGUGUAGGUCCAGUCGUCUGGGCUGUCCUGCAUCUUACAGUUCAUCUCCGCUUUCUCAGAGGGGAAGACAUCAGGCCAUGGUGUCUGGAGAGCCACCAAUGGAACAGGAAUCUCUGCAGAAAAGGCAACACUUGUAUGUUCCCGUUGUCGCCAACAGUGAGAAUCACUUAGGUCGGAUUUGACCAACGGGAAUAUCCACUUGAAUACCAAUUAACAAGUGAAAGAAUGAGGCAAAAUGUAUGUUGAUGUGGAAAUUAACUGCCCCCAAUAGUCUUUCUUAAACGGCAAGUUGGCAUUUUAUUCUCUUAUGGUAUAAAUAAUGGGCUACGAGAAUAAACUAUUAUGAUAUUGGUCUUUUAUGAGUUCUUUAGAUUCUUCGCCUCUUCUCCAUAAUGUUUGGUUAACUCUUGUCUUGUCAAUUUUCUUUUCUUCUCUUCUUCUGCUUUACCGCGUCUCUCAUGCAUCAUUGCGUAGAGUCGGUAAACUUCGUUAGUGGCCUGUUGCUUUAAAUAUUGCCGCCGUGAACGAUUAUGGGUUACAUACGGUAUAUCUCCUUUCCUUUCGUAAAGGUUGGUCAGGAGUAUCCUAUGCUAAAGGUGGGUUAAAGGUUGCAUCAAGGCACUUUUCCGACACAUUUUUUUUUAAUUCGAACAACCAGUUUGAGUUUAGUGUAGUUGUAAAGCAAAACUUUUCGGCUGCUCACUUGAUCUGCUUUUCGUUGUUUUAUUUCUCGUAGAUAUGACCGCCCUUUUAUUAAU